AUGGGAAUUGGCCCAGAAAUGGCGAAGGCUUGCAGUAGCAGUAGCUCACUGCCACCGCAGCAGUUGCCAUGGCCACACACGCUGACACACCCUCACCUCUCCACUUCCGGAUUCUCCCUUUCUUCUCUUCCAACGGCCAAGGAACAAACAAAGAACCAAAGUCUGGAGCCCAGAACGGAAGAUACGGUGCCGUUUUGGCUUCGUCGUCUUCGUACUGUAUUGGAGUAUCCCACACACACUAGACUUUCGUCUUCAACUUCAACCGCCGUCGGCAGGCAGGCUUGUAAUCCUUCCCUCCUCGGCAUUCCUGAGCCAGCCACCGUAUUCGAACUCCGGCAAACGCUGGAAGAUGCCAAGAGUUCAAUUUCAUAUCUGAAGCUUCAGUCAUGA
Linum tenue is the source of this 390-nucleotide messenger RNA. Lineage: Eukaryota; Viridiplantae; Streptophyta; Magnoliopsida; Malpighiales; Linaceae. The record is from the annotation of a GenBank genome assembly.